AUGGCUCAGUUAGCAGAAAGGCGCAUUAAACUCCGAACUAUAAACAGUUACAUAACUUGCAAAAUAUGCAAAGGUUAUCUUAUAGAUGCUACUACAGUAACGGAAUGCCUACAUACUUUCUGCAAGAACUGUUUGGUGAAGCAUUUAGAGGAAAAUAAUACUUGCCCUACAUGCAAUAUUGUCAUACACCAGUCCCACCCUUUGCAGUACAUUAGUUUUGACCGAACUAUGCAAGAUAUUGUUUAUAAAUUGGUACCAAAUUUGUUGGAAGAUGAAACUAGUAAAGAAAGAGAGUUUUAUAAAGUGAGAGGUCUGCCUAACCCCAAAGACAUACCUUUACAGAAUUUAGACUUGAACUCAGAAGAUCAGAACGAUCCGCAUGCAGCAUCGGAUUAUCACAGGCAAGACGAACAGGUUAACGUAUGCUUAGAAUGCAUAAGUCCGAAUUUAAAAUCGCUUAAAAGGAGAUACAUAAGGUGUUCCGCUCAGGCAACUAUUUUACACUUAAAGAAAUUUAUUGCGAUGAAAAUCUUGAAUGGAACAGAGAAGUAUAGAGAGGUUGAUAUACUUUGCAACGACGAACUUCUAGGGAAAGAUCACACUUUGAAGUUUGUCGUGGUUACUAGAUGGAGAUUUCAGAAUCCUCCUAUAAUAUUGCAAUAUCGUCCCAAGAUUGACAUUUAGAAUUUUAGGGAGAAUAGAAACUACGUUACAAAUUUUAGUUUUCUUUUGCUAGCUUUGGUUGCUAGGCAUGAUAUGCUAGCAGUUUUUUAUAAAAGCGGUACAUAAAACGUUCAUAUUAAUCAUAUUUCCAAGGACGGAAAUAAAUUUCAAUUUAACUAGUGUUUCGUUUUUCUCAUGGAUAGACCAUAUAUUUGCAAAAGUUGAUCUUAAGAGCACCAAAGACUUCAUUGCUUACUUUAUAAAAACUACAUAUUGCCAUAGUGAGCAGCUUUUUUCGUUUUUUAUCAGAUCUUGAUGCAUACAGAUCCUGGAAUCUUAAUCAUUUGAUUAUUGGUAAAAUUUAAUUAUUGAUAAAAUUACUCUCCUUUGUCGUUCAAUGAUGUAUCUCUAUAGCUACAGAAACAUGUUUCUGCCUCUGUAUCACGGUGACCAAUAUAGUAGAUUAUAUUGGUAAUGAAACUAUGUCUGACCCAUCAUUAAUGGGAUGAUCCUUGACUUUCUAGUAGAGUGUGUGAUAAUUCUCUUCUGUGACUCUGAUUAUUUGUCAGUCUAUUGUUCCUAUUUCCUUAAUAUAAGUUGUGGUUAUUAAGCGUAGCUAUAAAUAUUAACUUGGAUUCCAAUAUUGGUCUAUAUAUACCUUUGGGAUUUAUCUUUAGCUUCUAAUCCGGUUCUUCAAAAUGUUGGUCUUGGUCCUAAUUCUCUGUAUUGCUGAUUCUUAAUCUUGUUGAACUCCCAAUGUUUCUUUAUUGAUUAAGGAAGUUCAUGGGAUUCUGGGAUAUAUUAUUAUGUAUUUCAUAGACCUGCUGUUAACCUCCUACCCUGGCUGCUUCUUCUGAUCUUGAUUUUGCAUGUAUUGCAGUGUCAUCUGCAAAGUGUUCCAAAUUGAAAUAUUGUAUAUUGUCUGAAGAAAUGACAUUUAGCAAAAAGUUGAGAUGUGUAGAUCAUAAAGCAUUCUGAUGUAAUGCUUCCUAGUCUAACCUUUCCUCUUCUCAUUUUAAUUUAGUAGGUCAUUUUUAAAUCAAAUGAUAAGAGAGAAUAUAAAACAUGAGACUAAGAAGAAAUAGUUAAACUAAUAAUAAAGGGAAACUGCCAUAUUAUCAAAAUAAAGGAUCUAGUGUAAUUCAGACUCCGAUACUUCUAUAGAUUUAAAUUUACACAACAUGACUCAGAUGGUUCUUCUGAACAAGAAAAGUGGCAUAAUUGUAAAAUAUUUUACGAAUAUAUUUAAUAUACAUAUAUGUAUCUCUAUUAUAAUUUUGAUGCAAUACUUUAGAAAUAUAAAAUAAUAUUUAUAAUAUAGACAAAUUAUAUAAAAUAAUACAAUAUGAGGCGUGAAACAUCAAUAUACAACAUAUCAAAAAAUAUGUGUGAAAAAGUGCAUUAACUAUAUAGAAUUAAGAUUUAUCGUAGUAGUUGCAGGAUAACAUUAUCGUGUUUGACAGCUAAGAGUUUAUUAAAUUUCAAGAUUUAAACAAAGACAACAUUAGUGCAAUAUUUUUUCUAAACUAAUAAAGAAACAUUCAUAGUUACCUAAAAUAUGGCUUAAUAGAUAAAAAAUGUAUAUAAUAUAACUAGAAAAUACACCAGGAGGGACCUAGUACUGUAUUAUAACUGACAAUAUAGAUGUACACCAAAUUUUAUAAAUAUACACUAUGUAAUUAUUUUGUUUGUACAGAUAGU
Messenger RNA from Anthonomus grandis grandis, 2364 nucleotides. Its product is annotated as polycomb group RING finger protein 3-like. Gene Ontology annotation, biological process: regulation of transcription by RNA polymerase II. The record is from RefSeq and is a predicted model, not a curated record. Lineage: Eukaryota; Metazoa; Arthropoda; Insecta; Coleoptera; Curculionidae. The coding region runs from base 1 to 684 and encodes 227 amino acids. Gene Ontology annotation, cellular component: PRC1 complex. The transcript has a single exon.